Molecule: messenger RNA, 2272 nt
Organism: Anolis carolinensis (green anole)
Lineage: Eukaryota; Metazoa; Chordata; Lepidosauria; Squamata; Anolidae
Gene: spindoc
Product: spindlin interactor and repressor of chromatin binding
Exons: 6
Coding region: 284-1306 (340 amino acids)
Biological process (GO): negative regulation of DNA-templated transcription
Source: RefSeq, a predicted model, not a curated record
GAGACGCGAAGGGAUAGAGCGCCACGUGGAAGUCCAUGGCGGCGGUGGGCCCCUCGCCGGAAGUGUUGGCUCUCUGGGCGCGGGGGUCCUUCGGACAAUGAAACCAUAGAGCGGGCGAGGGGCGGAGCGGCUGCGCUUGGGGCGGCCACUCUGCCUCCCUUGGAGGGGAGGAGGUCUCUGGCGCGGCGGCCGAGGCGGAAGCGAGGCCUAGUCUGCGGCGCGGGCGAGGAGGAGGCCUGGAGCUGGAUUUCGGUGUGUCUGCGGUGCCGUUCUGCGGUUGCUCAUGGCAUUGAAGGCAGAAACUCCCCGGCUGGACUACAUCAAGGUCUCUUCCUCUGUUCUACGUUUCAAAGAGAAGGGGAAGGAGGCUGCCGAUCCUGUCGUGACCGAGCGUACUCCAGUUAAGCGGGAUGGAGCCAGUGUGGAUCCCAAGGACAGAGGGGAGCGGCGGAAUCCAAGCGUAUUAGCCGGGGCUGGCCAGGAAGAACCGAGCAGCUCUUGGAAGCAGGAAUACCUGAUAGCCGAAAGCCCAAGCCAUGGCCGGCCCGUUUGUAUGGUCUGUGGGGGCAUCUUGAGUUGUUCGGACCCCGCGGCGGCCCGCAAACACAUCCUACAGCAGCACGCCCAUUCGCUCGACUUCAGCCUAGAAGAGAAGCACAACAUCCUGGAAGCCUGGAGCGAGGGAGCUGUCCUGCCGACGGUAGCGCAAGACCCCUCCCCGGAAGGGAAGGAGUGGCUCUCCGAGUGCGGUGUCCCGGGCUCAGCGCCUUCAGAAAUCCGAAUUUUCACCGACGGCACCUUCCCUGCUGGGUUCACCUUAAAACUGUAUUGCCGGGCUCAGCCAGAAACACCUCAAGACUCUCGAGUCAAGCCAAAUACAAAGAAGAGAACAGUGGAUCGCAACUGCUCUGUGUCUUUGCUGAGGCUCCACUCCACGGACUCCCCGCGCCGCCUCUGCUCCAGCCCCCUCUCGGGGUCCGCCAGUAGCCAUGCCAAAGACUGUGGCGCCAGAGCCGGCCGGCGAGUCGCGUCCGCCGCGGGCAAGGAGGAGCCUUCCCUCCUGGCCGAGGGUUUCGACCCCGUCUGGCGAGGCCGCUUCCUCGUGGACUUUGACGCCGCCGCGGGCCGCUUGGUGUGCAUGGUGUGCGAGUACCCGCUGAGGCGCGUGUGCCUGGCCACCGUCAAGCGGCACAUCCUCCAGUGCCACGCGGAGACCCUCAACCUGCCCCGCGAGGUCCGGCGCACCAUUCGCGAAGUCUGGGAGAGCCGCAGCCAGUCGACUCCGUCCCCGGCUCCGAAGAAGUGACAAGCGGGUUGUGUUGUUGACGUGAGAAGUACGAAACCCUCCGCUGCCUUUCUCCUCACCUUGGGGAAAGCCGCACUACGAGGAAAAGUGAAUCAUUCCAUGUAUAGCAGGCGUGGGCAAACUUCGGCCCUUGACGUGUUUUGGAUUUCAACUCCCAUGCCAAGUGGAGGGCCGAAGUUUGCCCAUAUCUGAUGCAUACUGUAGUUACGAGGUGGCCGGUUAAGACUACUUUCCAUCAUUGUUGUGGUUGCCUUUGAAGGGCCGUUCAAUCCGUGGACAGAGACGGGGACCAACCAUACUUUUUUUACAUAACGGUUGGCGUUCUUUAGUUUUUACCACUUUGGGUCUGCCGGUGUUAUUGAACGACAACCUCCCGUCGCUGUUGAUGAGUGGGGAUAAUGGGAAUGGCAGCCUAAAUGUCAGGUUGUUGUAAAGCCAGACAUCAUAUCCAUAAAGCCUUGUAUCUUCCGUUGUAUCCAUCAGUUCUGGUCAUGAUGUCAAAUGGGAAUGAAUGCAGGAUGUAUUGUUCUCUGGGCUGCUGUGGCUGUAUGGUUCCAGAAGCAUUCUCUCCUGACAUUUCGCCCACAUCUAUAACAGAGGUUGUAAGAUCUGUUGGAAACGAGGCACGUGGGGAUUAUAUAUCCCUAACUCUUUUUUUGCUCGAGGCAAGUGUGAAUGUUGGAAUUGACCACCUUGAUUAUCUAUCACUGAAUGGCCUUUGCAGCUUCAAAGCCUGACUGAUACCUUCCUUUGUUGGCCCUGAUUGUUUCCUGUCUGGACUUCCUUUGUUUCGGAGUGGGAGGGCCGAAGUUGGACUAGAACAAGGAGGACACAAUACUUGUAUCCACGGGGGGUUAAGGCUCAGUUAUAAUUUUCACCAAGAGAUGAUGAAUAUAUCUAUCAUUAGGUAGUAAAUGUCACGUGGCAAUGCAUUAUAUGAAGAGACCAUAAAUUAUUUUUAUGAUA